Molecule: messenger RNA, 5649 nt
Organism: Sitodiplosis mosellana (orange wheat blossom midge)
Lineage: Eukaryota; Metazoa; Arthropoda; Insecta; Diptera; Cecidomyiidae
Exons: 3
Coding region: 1687-3540 (617 amino acids)
Biological process (GO): transmembrane transport
Cellular component (GO): membrane
Molecular function (GO): transmembrane transporter activity
Source: RefSeq, a predicted model, not a curated record
UGCUGCUAGUGGCGUGACGCGCUCAGUGAAAUCGUCAAUAUCGCCCGAAGACGAAUACUAAAUGAAAUCGUCGAAAGUACAAUUUCCGAUAAAUUCAAAUAAAUAAAUAACAUCAUCAUCAUCAGCAUUGUUCAAGUCGCUGUCGUGGUAAUAUUGCAUUUAGUGUUUCAAUGAUUGCAUCCCAUAAGUUGAACAUUUUAGGCUGAGUUUACUUAGUUCUCGAGAAAUCUGAGCUGUUCCGAUUUUUCCCCCGCAAUUUUUGUCUGAUCACUUGAUUAAAAACGGAAUUGAAAGCAAGCGAAAAAUCCUAAUGCUUGUGUCCCUCCAUGCGCGCCAUUCAUUUUUUCUAUUGAUUUUCAUCACGUUUGGCAAAUAUUUUGCCACACCGAAUCUGCACACACUUGCCAACCACUUUCUCUUCUUUUCGCUCAAUGAACCACACACAGUCAUAUUCCAUACAUCGCAUAGUUUUUUCGUCUCUCUCUGGCACUUGCUAACGUCAAAUUGGCUCCAGACUCAAUGUCUGUCGCCGGUCGUCCAACAUACCAACAGCACUGUUCGCAUCCCAUACAGAAAAAAGUGACGAAUGAAAAAUAAAAGAAUCCACCAUAAAGAUGUUAUGCGUGAAUUGAUUAUGGAUUUUUGCUAUUCUCAGCUCCAGCGCCAGCAAAUACAUACACUGCCAACGAAGACUCUCUAAAUCGCGCACAACUACACACAAUGCCCGUUCGGGCGAAUGGCAAAUGUUAUGUUUUGAUCUAGUUUUAUUUUUUUUUCCGUUGCGUUCAUCUGGUUCAUGUUCUUCGCUUUAUUUGUAUUUUUGCCAUCCAUUAAAGUGAAAUGAUAAUGGGGCAAGAUACUGCGGCUGUGUGUAUGUAUAUGUGUGCAAUAUUAACAUAAAACGGAUGCGCUUGUUCCAUAUUUUGGCUGGUGGUGUGUCUCGAAUGAUUUCAUCGUCGCGCAUACACAAGUUUUCUAUGUGGAUCGUUGCGUUCAAAAUCUAGAAAGAAACUUCCAUUGAAAACUUUAGACAUUUCGACGUCAAUUUUCUUGUUCGAACACCACCCAACGGCAUUUUGUUGCGCGCUGCUGUUAUUGUUGUUAGCAGUGUUUCCUCUGUUUAUCGCUCGUUCGUUCGUUCAUUUGUUCGUUGUUAAGUUUUUCAUUCGACGAAUGACCUUGGUGGCAUCAUUUCUUUCGUCUUGUCCAUUGGAAUAACUAGAGCUUGGGUAAUAUACUGCGGAAAAUAGUUUUCAUAUCUCUCUUGCCGAUAUAUUUCGCUUAGUUGUCAUGCCAUUUUUCGUCGUUUGGCUGUGUGCGUGUUGUGCACGGAUGCUUGGUUAGUGGUGCUAGUUGCUCGUGUCGUAUGCAUGUAUUCGUUUAGCUGAGACUGGGUGAUUUUUCAGUCGAAGUUUGGCUGCUGUGUCAACCAACUGCUCACUUUACAUGGGAUAACUUUCAUUCAGCAAUUGAAUUAAGUCGAAACCACACGAUUCUUCCGCAAAUCCAAGACUAUUUUUUGUUCUCAGUUUUAGAUAGUGAAAGUAAAUUUCGGUCGCGUGUUUUCCGUGAUUUCGUUGUUUUUGUCUCUUUAAUUUGGUUUCACUUUUAGAAUUUUGUUGCAAAAUCUGCUUUGGUUUGAAAGUUGUGAAAAGUGAUCGGUGAAUUGAGAUUUGAGGAGAUAAAAUGCAGGCAAAUGUAGAUCCAUUCAAUCAGUGGGGUGAUGAGAAUCAAACCGAGUCACAUGAAUUGAAUGAAAGGGUACCGUUCAAUCACAAUUUCAACACGUCGUAUAUGACAAGCGAUGUGCGUGAACCGAGCGUCGAAAGUUUGAAUAUUGAUACGAUGCAAUCAAAAGGAUCGGCUUUGAAUGGUGAAGUUAGGAAAAGUUAUUUCAAUGAAGUGCCUACAGAGGGCAGUUACGUGCUGCUAUGGAAAUAUUGCGAACAAAUCAAAUCGAUAUUAGCAGGUUUAUUGUUGGUUCUUUGCUCUGGAUUGCAUACGGUGUGGGCGAUUUAUCAGGUGCUUUUCUUUAAAACAUCCAAGGAGUUUCGAGACGACUUGAGCCAAAUCAAUAAGACGGAAUGGCGUGAGCGUUACUUCAAUGAUGUCAUGUCUUCCGAACGCGUUGGAUUAAUGUUUACGAUCAUAUGUUGGUAUGUCGGGAUGAUACUUGGUUGUUUUGUAGCUGGAUGGUUUUUGGUUCGAACUGUCCAGAAGAAGAAUGUUUACUACGUUGCAGCGCUAGUGAUGUUUGCAAGUGGCUGUGUAUUCUAUAGCGCUGACGUUGCUGUGUCCGGUUGGCAAACGAUACUGUUGUUCGGUCGUCUAAUCGCUGGCAUUAGUCAUGGCAUCACGUACGUCACCAUUUUCGUGCAGGCCAGCGAAAAUGCUACGAAAGAUUUUCGUCGCACAAUCGUUACAAUAAUUGGUCUCACAAUGGGUUUGUCGAUAUUUAUUGCAUCAACUUUUCUCAUCUACAUUCCAAUGCCGGAUGUUCAAUUGACGAUUGAUGUACUCAAAGGUUCAAAGCCAGAGAAUGUGGCCUACAAGAGUGAAACCAUGUCUUCUGGUAUUAUAUCAACUGCAACAAUUGCUUUGAGCUUCAUCUCUGUUGUUAUCAAUUUCUUCUUUUCACACGAAACGGUACCAUUUUUGCUGUAUCAUAAUUAUCGCGAAGAAGAGGCUCAGUCUGCGAUGGCCCGAUUGAUGGGUGAGGAUCAACAUGCGCCAGUUGUCCAACAGGAAUUUGAAGCGAUGCGUGAAAUGUGCCACGAUGAUUAUGCCGAAUUCCCGGAAGGCAAAAUAUUUACAACAAUUCAUCGGCGUCUCGUUUCAAUUGUGUUAAGUGCACGUAUUACAAGCGCUCAAUGCUUUCAUAUGUUGUUCACCGUCAUGUUUGUGAAACUUAUUGAGAGUAUGAUUAUUAGCGAAGUGAAUCAGAUGAUGGACAAACCCACUAUUAUCGAAUUUAUCCGAAAAUGGGAAGAUAUUAUGAAGUUGAUCCGUGUGUAUGAGAAGGCAGUUCGAUGGGCGAUUGCCAUAUGGUUUAUACUUGGCGUACCAAUCACAUUGGUCGGGAACUAUUUCAAUUGGAAACGAGGAUUUCAUUUCGCAACAUUUUUGGUUGGUGCAUCCAUGACGCUCUUCACCAUAUUCCAUUGGGCUGGCCUUUUCAGCGGUUUUUUCAGGGUACUCGCAUUUCUAUUUCUCUCCAUUUAUAUUCACUUUCUAACACUUCCCGUCGAUGUAAUUAAUUAUCUGUAUUUGAUGGAGUGCUUUCCCACAUCGACAAAAGCCAUGGCCAUCGCUUUUACCACCAUAUGCGAAUGCAUUUUUAAUAUAAUUUUCAUUUCGGUUGAAAUUGAACACAAGAAUCUAGGCAUCGAAUACUUUUGCCUGGGACUUUUAUGGUGCCUUCUCGGCUUUCGACUGUGCGUUCUCGUACCAAACACCAAUGGACUUUCUUUGGCGGCCGCAAAACAUGCAUACAUUCAAGCUCUCUCCUCGAACUGGUGGGAAUUCUACAAAAAAAAAUAACUGGCUUGAAGGAAAACAUCGAAUUUUCAUUGAAAAUAUCCUGUUUGGAGUUUGAUUUUUUUGACAAAUUUUUUUAAAUUAAAACGGUGCCUGUCAUUUGCUCAUUUAAAAGUACAAAAUGAUAGAUAAAACGAUUUAUUGUUUUUGUUUUUAUUUCACAUGCAAAGGAGCUUUAUUUAUAGUGUUUAUACCAAUUUUACAAAAGAUACAUCGUUGACAUAGACAUGUUAGUUUGAAAAAAAGUGAGAAUCUUCUAUUUAACUCGAAGACACAAACACAGGUUCGUUCAUCGUUCGAAUUUGCUGGCUUCUCUUUUUUUCACAUCGAGCUGCAGGCACUGAACUAUAUUCUAUAUACUCACACACAAUAUUUCUAAGUGUCUUUAUUCUAUUAGUUGUAAUAAUGAAUAUGAAAUAUAUAUGGAAAAAAAAUUAUACAAAUGAAUUAUUCCAAAAUGUUAUAAAUGACAAUAAAAUUCUAUGUAGGCUAUGAUAAAUUCUAUUACUUUAUAAAAUAUUUUAAUCGUAUUACAUUUUAACCAAAGAUGUAACGCAAUAAUCAAAAAUCGAAUCACAACUUGUGAUUUAACUGUGUACAUGUAUUCAAUUGAUUUUGGCCCAACAAAGUGCUUUAUCAAUAUUUAAAUCGAAACAAAAGAUAACUAAAGAAAACAAUUGCCAUCCAACGUGUUAAUGCCAUUCCAACAUUAAUAAAUAUUUUCAUAUAGAUGCAGGCAUUUUUGAACGGUUUUACAAAUUAGGAUUAAGAAUUGAAUAGGACAAGAAAACAGCCGUUAUUAGACGGAGCGAACACUGAACAGCCGUAAUUAGUGUGCUUUAAAAGGAAACUCAUUAAAAUGCCUUCUCUCUUACAACGUUUCAUACGAGUGAAUUAGUGAAUAAAUUUCAAGGGGUGAAUCACUACUGAAUUGACUGAAAAUACUGAAAACAACUGAAAUUUUUUUCUUGAUACUGAAAAGUACUGAAAACCAGUUUUCAGUACUUCAGUGUCAGUUUAUGCAUUGAAUACGUCAAACUAUGACACUUGACUUAUAUCAUUAACGCCAUACAGUUUAAAAAUUGAUAUUGAGGUAGAAUUUUGGAAAAAAUUGAAAAAGAUUUGUCUACAAAAGUGCCAAACUAUAAAAAUAUGACAUUCAAUAGUUUGGAAAUAAAAAUACGCUGAAAAACAUAUGUGUAAAAAAUCCAUUCUUGUUUGGUUUGGUUUUAGUCUUCGUGUUUUCAGAGAUGCACUGACAUUUCAAAGAGUUGAUGAUACACACAUCAAUGUCGAGAAAUGUUCAUUCGACGAAAAUUGCCAGACAUAUAUUUUAGACAUAAAUCACUCUUUUCUAAUGUCAGCUUCUUUAUUGUGUCUUUAGACUUUUCUGAUUAAAAUAUAAGUGGACUUCCAUUUCGAAUGCUUGAAAACAAACAUUAAACACAAGUGUCAAGAAAUUUUAACAAUACUGAACUGCAAUAAAAGUCAUAUAUACUAGGUACUGAAAAAACUGAAUCGCUACUGAAAAUCGAUCGCAGGUACUGAAAAGUACUGAAAACAGGUUUCCAGUAGUAAUUCGCCCCUUGAUAAAUUUCCUCGAAAAUUAGUCAUUACUUGAUGUGACAUUAUGAAAUGGGAAAAAAAUUAUUCAAAUUAACGUGGCGCAAAUAAAAUAUGAAAAGUGUGAGAAAAUGGCUCAUGAUUUUGUGCCGAAGAUUAUUCUGUGCUUCAUCAUACGCAACCGGUUUCAUAAUAUUCUUAAGUAAUGACUGUUCAAUAUAUAUAUAUAUAUAUAUAUAAUCCAUUUUAAUGUAUGUAACGUUCAGUGUGUUAUAUUCCGGAUAUUCAAUUAUAAAUCCACAUUAAAAUUUCAUCACUUUGUAAGAGCUUAGCUGCGAAGCUCGAUAUACAACACCACCACCACCACCUCGCGCUCCUCUCAACCAUUUUAUCGAUAUAGUUCGAACGUUUAUGUCAUUUUAAAAUUUGAUCUUUUCAUAAAAUCUAAAUGUUCCUACACCCAUUUGAUGCUAAUUCCUCUCUGUAUGAAGAAUUAAAACCAUAUUUCCAAUAAUAAAAAUGAUUUUUAGAAGUGAUUUCAUCUUCAAA